CGGGGGAUGUGACUGACUGACCAUUGGCUGGAGUGGGAGACCCGAGGGAGGAAGGACCGCCGGGCCGGGGGCGGCGGGUGUCUCCGGGCCGAGUUUCCUUCUCCUGCACUCAGAGGACUGGGCAGCGCCUCCCCUCCCCCCGCCGGCACCACGGGCAUCUCGGUGACUUCCUCCCGACCCCGGCUUUUGGGGUAUCGGGGGAGGCGGGACUCUCCAGCAGGGUCGUACCCCGACCCCGGUGCCUGGAGCGCCUCCGCCGAUCCCUCCCCCGUGGGAGACGGUAGUGAGCGAGGGAAGCAGCCUCCUUCCGUCCCCUGCUGACCCCUCUGCUCCCCUAGACUCUCCUGUUCCACUCCUUUUCUUCAGAGGUUCCCCAACCCUGCCACUCACUUCUCCUCUUCCUCCUGCCCCCCCCACCUUCCAUCCCUUCCCCAAAAGGCUGCCAAGUUUUCCCUUCCGUCCCAGGUCCAGCUUCUCCCCGGUGCCACCCAUUCAAACACUCUUCCUUGCUUUCCCUUCCUCCCUCCCUCCCCCCUCCAACCUUGCCAACCUCUAAUGCCCUGAGUCUUUUUCUAUGUCACCUAAGGCCUUAUUAAGUUCUAGACAGCCCCAAACUUUAAUGCAAAGGAAAAGUCUGGGUUGGUUCCAUAGGCCCUUUAAAAAAGCUGACUUGAAAUUGCUGGCAACGCGUUCCUCGAGUGACUGACUGCUAGUGUAAAUCUAUUUGUGAAGUCUGGGUGACCCCCGCUCAGUUUUCCGGAGAGAAGUAGAAGCCAGAUUGGCAGGAAAUUUGUCAAAGAUGAAGAAACCAAGAUAGGGUUUGGGCGACUUCCACAGGAAAAGUUUCAGAGCGGGUAUCCAGAUCCUUCUGUCAAAGAACAUUUCUGAUUUUUUCUGAUAAGCAGAGACCCAGAAACAGCUACACUUUUGUCUUUGUUUGGAAAUCUAAAAUGACAUUGGCAUACCUGACACUUUUAGACUUAAGUAAUACUCCAUGCAAAUACCUUACUCUCAAGAGGGUUGCAAAAAUUGCAGUGGGAAAAGUGCAUUCCUUGUGAAAUUUUUUUAAAAUGGCUUCACUUUUGGAAAGAAACUGAUUCCUAUUCAACAAGUAAAAGACAUCUAAAUCAAUUGACAUUUUAGUUGUGUUGAACAAACUGAUAAACUGUAGAAUUGGAGCUCCUCUUUACCUGAGUGGACUUCGAAGCCUUUUUUACACUCAGUUUUGGGAGAAUUCUCUUGUGAUUGACUUCAGUAAGUGAUUUUUCAGGAGUGUGAAUGUGAAACCCAAAUACUAUUGUCAUUCUAAGCUAUUGGACCAUUCUGGAAGAUCUGAAACCCUCUUCUGGAAAGGGUUGUCUAUUAUUCCUUUAUGGGGCAGCAGCCUGGAAAAGUCCUUGGGGACCAGAGAAGGCCAAGUUUGCCUGCCCUGCACUUUAUCAAAGGAGCAGGGAAGAAGGAAUCAUCAAGGCAUGGGGGUCCACACUGCAAUGUUUUUGUGGAACAUGAUUCAUUGGACAUUACUCUCCCUCCUGCACUUUGCAUUACAAACUGGCCUUCUCUGAGUUCCUCACUUAUGACUCUCCCUCCUGGCUUCCCUGUCCCCAGGCCUUCAUCUCCAUCUUAUAGACUCUGUCUCUUCAGGACAUCAGAAGCCCUUCAGAGGCCAGUAAAUGCAUCUGAUUUUGAGCCACAAGGUCUGAGUGAAGCAGCUCGUUGGAACUCUAAGGAAAACCUUCUUGCUGGUCCCAGUGAAAAUGACCCUAACCUUUUUGUUGCACUGUAUGAUUUUGUGGCCAGUGGGGAUAAUACUCUAAGCAUAACUAAAGGUGAAAAGCUCCGUGUCUUGGGCUAUAAUCACAAUGGAGAAUGGUGCGAAGCCCAAACCAAGAAUGGACAGGGGUGGGUUCCAAGCAACUAUAUCACCCCAGUCAACAGUUUGGAGAAACAUUCCUGGUACCAUGGGCCUGUGUCACGAAAUGCUGCCGAAUACCUGCUGAGCAGUGGAAUCAAUGGCAGCUUUCUGGUUCGAGAGAGUGAGAGCAGCCCAGGCCAGCGGUCCAUUUCACUAAGAUAUGAGGGAAGGGUGUACCACUACAGGAUAAACACUGCAUCUGAUGGAAAGCUGUACGUCUCUUCAGAAAGCCGCUUUAACACUUUGGCAGAGUUGGUUCAUCACCAUUCAACAGUGGCAGAUGGGUUGAUCACCACUCUGCAUUACCCAGCUCCCAAGAGAAACAAACCCACCAUAUAUGGAGUGUCUCCUAACUAUGAUAAGUGGGAGAUUGAGCGGACAGACAUCACCAUGAAGCACAAACUUGGAGGAGGGCAGUAUGGAGAAGUGUAUGAAGGCGUAUGGAAAAAAUACAGCCUAACCGUGGCUGUAAAAACCUUGAAGGAAGACACUAUGGAGGUGGAAGAGUUCUUGAAAGAAGCUGCAGUAAUGAAGGAGAUCAAACACCCUAACUUAGUACAAUUACUAGGGGUGUGUACUCGGGAACCCCCAUUCUAUAUAAUCACCGAGUUCAUGACCUAUGGGAAUCUGUUAGAUUAUCUACGAGAGUGUAAUCGGCAGGAGGUGAAUGCAGUUGUGCUGCUAUACAUGGCCACUCAGAUCUCAUCAGCUAUGGAGUACCUGGAGAAGAAAAACUUCAUCCACAGGGAUCUUGCUGCCCGAAACUGCCUUGUAGGGGAAAACCACUUGGUGAAGGUGGCUGAUUUUGGCUUGAGCAGGUUAAUGACAGGAGAUACCUACACAGCCCAUGCUGGAGCUAAGUUCCCAAUCAAAUGGACAGCACCUGAAAGCCUGGCUUAUAAUAAAUUUUCUAUUAAGUCAGAUGUCUGGGCAUUUGGGGUUUUGCUUUGGGAAAUUGCGACAUAUGGUAUGUCCCCUUACCCUGGAAUUGAUCUGUCACAAGUAUAUGAAUUGUUGGAAAAAAACUAUCGCAUGGAACGUCCAGAAGGCUGUCCAGAAAAAGUCUAUGAACUCAUGAGAGCGUGUUGGCAGUGGAGUCCUUCUGACCGGCCCUCCUUUGCUGAAAUCCACCAAGCCUUUGAAACGAUGUUUCAGGAGUCCAGCAUAUCAGAUGAGGUGGAAAAAGAGUUGGGGAAGAAAGGUGUGCGAAGUGUUGUCAGUACACUGCUGCAAGCACCAGAAUUGCCAACUAAGACCAGAACAUCUAGGAGAGCUGCUGAAAAUAAAGACGCCAGUGAGCUGCUGGACACUCCUCAUGGGAAGAGCCCGGGAGAAGGCGAUCCUUUGGAUCAUGAGCCUGCUAUUUCUCCACUGCUCCCAAGGAAAGAAAGAGCUCCCCAGGACAAUAGCCUGAAUGAGGAUGAACGCCUUCUUCCCAAAGACAAGAAAACCAACCUCUUUAGUGCCCUAAUCAAGAAGAAGAAGAAAACCGCUCCAGCCCCCCCAAAGCGCAGCAGUUCUUUUCGGGAGAUGGAUGGCCAUCCAGACCGCAGGGGAGGCGGAGAGGACGAGACCCGGGACCUCCUCAAUGGCGCUUUUAUCACAGCUCCCGCAGAGGCGCCUGAGCCAUCCAAGUUCCCAGGUGCAAGCAAUGGGGUGAGUGUUAGCAAUGGAGCUGUGUCAGGGAGCUCAGGCUUCCGGUCUCCUCAUUUGUGGAAAAAAUCGAUCGUGUCAACAAGUAGCCGAUUGGCAGCCAGUGAAGAAGAAAGUAAUGCCAAUUCCAGCAAGCGCUUCCUGAGGUCAUGUUCUGCCUCUUGCGUACCCCACGGGGCCAAAGACACAGAAUGGAGGUCAGUAACACUACCUCGAGACCUGCAGUCCACUGAACAAUUUGAUUCUUCUACGUUUGGUGGGCACAAGAGUGAGAAGCCAGCCUUGCCUCGGAAACGGGCAAGUGAGAAUAAAUCUGAUGUGACUUCCAGGGGCACGGUGACCCCGCCACCCAGGCUACCGAAGCAGAAUGAGGAGGCUGUUGAUGAUGUCUUCAAAGAUACAGAGUCCAGCCCUGGUUCCAGCCCCCCGAGUCUGACGCCAAAACUUGUCCGUAGGCAAGUCGUGGCGACAGCAUCCUCUGGCCUGUCCCACAAGGAUGAAACUGGGAAACUUAGUGCCUUAGGAGCCCCUGCUGUGCUUGAACAAGUCCCUGUUAGCAAAGCUGCCUCCAGUGCGUUUAUGGGGACCAGUAAGGUCUCCAGUGAGGAGCCCAGAGUGAGGAGGCACAAACACUCUUCUGAAUCAUUAGGGAAGGACAAGGGAAAGCUCUCCAGACUGAAACCUGCCCCACCUCCCCCCCCACCAUCAUCUGCUGGGAAGUCCACGAAGUCCUCUCCUAGCCCUGGCCAAGAAGCAGCAGGGGAUGGAGGCCCUAGUAUUAAAGCAAAACAGUUGACUAUGGUAGCAGAUGAUGCUGCCAAGCAAAACCAGUUAGGAGAGGGUGUCAAAAAGCCUGUGCUCUCCUCUGCACCAAAGCCACAGUCAUCCAACAAACUGCCGAUGGCCCCAACCACCACUCCGACCACCUCUCCCUCUACUUUACCAUCUGCUUCGUCGACCCUCGGAGGGGAACAACUGUCUUCCACUGCUUUCAUCCCUCUCAUAUCUACCCGAGUGUCCCUGCGGAAAACCCGCCAGCCCCCAGAGAGGCUUGCUAGUGGUGCUAUCACAAAAGGUGUGGUCCUAGACAGCACCGAGGCCUUGUGCCUGGCCAUAUCCAAAAACUCAGAGCAGAUGGCCAGCCAUAGUGCUGUGCUAGAAGCAGGAAAAAACCUUUAUACUUUCUGUGUGAGCUACGUGGACUCCAUCCAGCAGAUGCGGAACAAGUUUGCUUUCAGGGAGGCCAUCAACAAGUUGGAAAACAACCUGCGUGAGCUUCAGAUCUGCCCCUCGACGGCGGGCGGGGGCCCUGCUGCCACCCAGGACUUUAGCAAGCUGCUCAGUUCAGUGAAAGAAAUCAGCGAUAUAGUUCAGAGGUAGCAGCAGCCAGGGCUCAGCCAGCCAGAGCUGACUGCUGAUAGGUGUAGCCUAAGAGCUAUGGUAGACUGACAAGAGACCGGUGAACCAGUGCCUCCAGGACAGGAAAAGGCAUCCAAGGUACAGACUGUGUGCUGCCAUGGAGCACACGCAGCCUGACUGCCUAGGCCGUGGGAUGUCAAUCACGAUAUGUUUUUCUCCUUUGCAGCCCAGGUUCCCUGAGUCAUUGCUUUUCUGAAACUCAUCUGUGGAGUUCCAUCUCUGUGGACUGAAGCCAAAAUACCAAGGCCCUGCUGUCCCUUUUCACUAAUGUUGCUUUAGAAUAAGCUUCAAGUUAGAAGUGGGCAUGGAAGACGUGGGUUUUGUUUUCUUCCUCUCCACAGGCGUUCCUGUGUCUUUCUCUUGCCAUUUUCCCAAAGGGUGAAUCUCCUGAAUGCUCACGUAUUUGAGCCUUUCCAGUAAAGUACUGCUGACAUUCACCUCUCUUUGUCCCAGGAAGGGAAUAGUCCUGAUUGAUUUUCUUAAGUCUUCUAAGCUAAGAAAUAUGUUUGAGGAAAUAAAAUAUUCAGAAGGGUGCUCAGAGCAAUCAUUGCAAGGUGGCCCCUCAUGUUCACCUGUUGGCCAGAGGCUGAGCUUUCCACCUUGUUUUCUUGUGUGAAGAAGAGCUGAUGAUUAUUGGGUUAGUAAGUUGUGAUAAGGGAAACAGCUGGGUGGCUCAUCAAGUGAGCAGCGAGGGCUGAGGAGGAGGCACAAAGCGGUUUGGGAUUUAGGUCAUCCAGCCUUCCCUUUAUCCUGGAGAAGAAAUCGCCUCCCUUUUGUGAUGUGUCGCGCCAAACAGGGGCCGAUGGAUUUUGGUUCCUAAAGAAAAUGGGGUUGAUGCUGCUGCAAUAACGUAGAGAAGGAAGAGGCCAGGAAAGCCGGGGGACAGUUGCCUAAGUUGUUUGGCGUCUGUGUACUCGGCAGGUCUGGGGCUGCCCUCUUACGGUGCUAGUCACUGGAUGACGUAGUGAGAACAGAAGUUUGGAUCCAGUCGUGUACUCAUUUAUUUCUUCCUCAUGCACUCCUCUAAAGCAAAGCCCAUUCUUACCACCCUUUCUGAGACAAUAGACUGUUUAGUUUCCUGACAUUCUUGAAGGCUCCCUAAGCAAGCUCCAUUCUCUGCAAAUCGAUGAGCAUCAUCACAGCCGCCAGUUCUUAACAGAAGCUAGCUGCCAGUGAGCACAGAGUUCAUUGCACCAAAGAGAAAGGAAAAAAGUGUUGACACCCAAAGGCCCUGGCCACGUUUGGCCAUACGCUUGGAGUUUGGAGAAUGCCUUUUAUUUAAUUACAAUGAACAUCACUUAUCAAUCUAAUGUUUCUCUAGGGGUUCUGUCAGGGACUUCAAGGGGGGAGGGAAAGCCCACAGAAAGUAUUUCAGAUGGCAGGCAGCCAUCUUUUGUCUUGCUCAUUCUUCCCCAGGGACUCCCCGGGAGCGCUGGAGGUGCAGGGACCAUGACUCGCGGGGCAGCCACUCGUAGUUUUCCUUGACCUCUGCACGCCAGUAUCCAGGCUGGAUAAGGGGCAAGAAGCAAUAGGCAGGGGACUAGAGAGAGACUCGCCACAUUACCCAAGAAACAAGGGUUAUGACUAUUAAUGGUGCAAUUCAGCCCCUUUACAGUUACAGAAACCAGAAGAAAAACCACAUUCCUUCCUCCUUCCCUCUAACUCCUAUGACCCUAUUGCUUUACACUAUUUUUACACUAAUCACCUUAACUUGUAUUUUAUUUUUCUGCUAGAAAUGGUUUUUAAAAUGGUUUUCUUCCAAUACCCUCUUUAUAUUUUCAUGUCACCUCUUUGCCCUCACAGACUGCUGUGAUUUACAAACACCACCAGCUGCCUUUUAAACAGACAAAACAAAACAAACCACACACACAAAAAUCUUUGGACUGUUUUAUGAGGUACUGUUUUUGUUUUGUUAACAUAAUGUGCCACUAUAUUAUGCAUUUGUAUCUUGCUAUUACAUUUUUUAUAGACUUACUCUUUUAUAAAUGUGUAAAUAGUUUUUCAGCUGUCCUUUCUGUAAUACCUAUGGUGCCAUUUCUUUUUUUUUUUUUUUUUGGUCCAAUACAUUUUGUUCAGUAUGUGACUCUCUUAAUGUUUUUUGAGUCCAAGUCUGUCUUCCUUAGUAUUUUUUAAAUAAAUCGAUGUUGGC
This is a messenger RNA of Phascolarctos cinereus (koala), 7136 nucleotides long. It is a transcript of the gene ABL1, whose product is annotated as ABL proto-oncogene 1, non-receptor tyrosine kinase. Gene Ontology annotation, molecular function: non-membrane spanning protein tyrosine kinase activity; ATP binding; protein binding. Gene Ontology annotation, biological process: protein phosphorylation. Lineage: Eukaryota; Metazoa; Chordata; Mammalia; Diprotodontia; Phascolarctidae. The record is from RefSeq and is a predicted model, not a curated record.